AUCGUUUUUAUCAUUUUUUUUUCUUAUAAAAUAAAAUAUAUUGGUUUGUCCUUCAAUAAUAGGAUCAGUGUUAGAUUACACUCGUUAUUUAGGGUUUUAAAAUAUUUCCGGUGCGAUUAUGGCGGCAACGGCAGAAAGUGUAAAACAAGAUAUGCCGCCCAAAGGUGGCUAUCGAAAGAUUAAUUUUGCUCGAGUAUUCCCGAAACCAUUUGCAAGCUCUAGAGCAUUAGUUGGUACAUAUAUGGUUUGCACUGGUGUUGGCUGGUACCUAUAUCUAUUAAAUGACCGACAAAUUGACAAUUACCAAAUUGAAUCACGUAAUGCUAUAAUUGCUAUAUCACCCCUUUUGGAUGCUGAAGCUGAUAGAGAGUAUUUAAAACAAUUGAGACGGAAUCGUGAUGCUGAAGAAAAAUUAAUGAAAAAUGUGAAAGGUUGGGAAACAGGUACUUUAUAUGGUGAACCUAUAUACAAAACAGUUGAUUCAAAUAAACUCAUUGAACCUGGUUUAAAUGAGUACUAUGUGCAUGCUCCUCCAAAAACAUUGUUGGACCGAGCAUACUGGCAUAAGUAUUUGUAAAUGAGUAUGUAAUUUCAACAUCAAUCAAGAUACAAAAAUAUUUCAGCUUACAGUGUUUUUUUUUUUUUUUUUUGUUAGUUAAAAUAUAAUUAUAUAUGUAA
This is a messenger RNA of Sipha flava (yellow sugarcane aphid), 678 nucleotides long. RefSeq names its product NADH dehydrogenase [ubiquinone] 1 alpha subcomplex subunit 13 (gene ND-B16.6). Bases 119 to 577 code for a protein of 152 amino acids. Lineage: Eukaryota; Metazoa; Arthropoda; Insecta; Hemiptera; Aphididae. The transcript has 5 exons. The record is from RefSeq and is a predicted model, not a curated record.